AGUUCCCGUGGUUAUUAGUAAAUUUGUUUAAAAAAAUUGUUUUAUUGGCACGACAUAUAAAUUUAUAAUGCCUUUGAUUAUAAUCGCAGGGCUACCUGCCAGCGGUAAAUCGGUCCGCAGUGCUGAAUUGGUAAAUUACUUUGAAAGUCGUGGUAAAACGGUUUACCAAGUAUCGGAGUUAGGUUGCAUACAGCUUGCUGGUUAUAGCAAAAAUGAGUGUUUUCGGGAUUCUCAGAAAGAAAAACUGGUCAGAUCCAGUGUAAAAUCGGAAGUUGUUCGGCUACUUAAUAAAAAUGAUGUUGUAGUGGUCGAUGGCAGUAAUUAUAUUAAAGGCUUCCGAUACGAAAUAUUUUGCGUAAGUAAAGCAACGAGGACUACUCAGUGUACACUUUAUUGUGCCAUUGUAAAAGAUCAAGCGUGGUGCUUUAACGAAACCAGAACUAACAAAGAUGAGUUAUAUGACAAGGAUGUGUUCGAUGCUCUUUGUAUGAGGUUUGAAGAACCUCAGCAUAAUAAUCGAUGGGACAGUCCUUUGUUUACUUUAUUUCCGGAAGAACCGCUCGCCGGAGAAAAUAUUUUCAAUGCUCUGUAUAAUCAACAGGCUUUGUUGCCUAAUUUAUCCACGCAGAAUGCUCCCUUGAAUUCAACCAAUUACCUGUUUGAGAUGGACAAAAUUACUCAGGACAUAAUUAAGCAGGUAAUAUCAGCACAUAAAUUAGGCGCGACUGGGUCAAUAAAAAUAGCCAGUAACGCUUCAACGGUGGACAUUCCACCAGACUUGAACCCUUCACAGUUAAAUCGAGUGCGCAGACAGUUUCUUAAUUAUAUGAAGUUACAUUCAACUGGCAAUGUAUCGAUUGAAAAGAUUUCAUCUAUGUUUAUUCAAUUUCUAAACUCAAAUUAUCGAUGA
Molecule: messenger RNA, 910 nt
Organism: Sabethes cyaneus
Lineage: Eukaryota; Metazoa; Arthropoda; Insecta; Diptera; Culicidae
Product: protein KTI12 homolog
Exons: 2
Coding region: 68-910 (280 amino acids)
Source: RefSeq, a predicted model, not a curated record